AUGACUCAUCCGAGAUCCCUAUCAACCAUUACCGCCAGGCAAAAAGCCCGCAACAGGAUCGCAGGCAUUGAUGUGGACACAACGGACCUUGAUCCCAUGCGAGAAGGCAAAGGCAGUGCUAACAAUACCGGCACUAGCACCAUCAACGAGAGCAACCAGAUAACAUUCCGGAGCACGCACCACAGUCCAACAGAAACCAUUCCAUAA
Molecule: messenger RNA, 207 nt
Organism: Paracoccidioides lutzii Pb01
Exons: 1
Coding region: 1-207 (68 amino acids)
Source: RefSeq, a predicted model, not a curated record